This is a messenger RNA of Suncus etruscus (white-toothed pygmy shrew), 1178 nucleotides long. RefSeq names its product translocase of inner mitochondrial membrane 8A (gene TIMM8A). The coding region runs from base 64 to 354 and encodes 96 amino acids. Lineage: Eukaryota; Metazoa; Chordata; Mammalia; Eulipotyphla; Soricidae. The transcript is spliced from 2 exons. The record is from RefSeq and is a predicted model, not a curated record.
GUAGACACGUGAAGGUCGGUUGGUUGUUGUGGAGUUCAACUCGGCACGCGUGGUGGCGCUGGGAUGGAGUCCUCUUCGUCCUCCGCCGGCGGUUUGGGCUCCGUAGACCCGCAGUUGCAGCAUUUCAUCGAGGUGGAGACGCAGAAGCAGCGCUUCCAGCAGCUGGUGCAUCAGAUGACAGAACUUUGUUGGGAGAAGUGCAUGGACAAGCCUGGACCAAAGUUGGACAGCCGAGCUGAGGCCUGCUUUGUGAACUGUGUUGAGCGCUUCAUUGAUACAAGCCAAUUCAUCUUGAAUCGACUGGAACAGACCCAGAAAUCCAAACCAGUCUUCUCAGAAAGCCUUUCUGACUGAUCUCAGCAAUACCUCUUUGGAAAAUGAAGGUACUUCAAGACAUGAAGACCUAUUGAUUGGAUGGUUGAGGAAAAGGCUAUGAGGGUGUGGACUCCCACCUGUAUUACUCUUGGGACAUCCCAUCAAAAUCUACGAAUGAACAAAGACCAAUUUUGGGUGUGUUUGGCUGGGAUCAUAUGUAUUUUUGGUUGUGCUUUUUAAUGGAAACAUUGUAAGGACAGUUGACUGGUUAAUGGAAAAAUACUAGAUAGAUUUUUCAAAGUCCCGUUAUGUGCUUUGUAUCAUUUUGAUGGAACUGCUUUACUGGUUUGGUAGUGGGACCACAGGUAUAAUCCAUCAUGUGUAUGGAUUUGUUUCAGUUUUUAGUGGAGAUUAAGGUGUGUCUUUCAAAAAGGGAAGAAGAGCAAUUUGGUAACGAACUCUAGACCUCCUUUUCCAGAGUUUUAACUAUGAGUGCUGGAAAAAAAAUCUGUAAUGUUCAUAUACUAUACUUUACCCAUCUGGAUUAUCUCCCUUCUACUGUGAGUUAAUUAUCUCUAUGAAGUAUGAUACUCAGGUAGGACAGUCAGCCUGAGAAUCUGGAGGCCUUUAGUGAUAAAGUACCCUCAACAGUGAGCAUAAUUCGCAUUACUAAAUUGCUAUAAGGAAAAAGGUAGCUUAUACACCCUGUAUAUCUCAGGGUCUCAAACAAUUAAAGAUGUGCCUAACUAAGUUAAACAGAUUAGGCCAGUUAAAAACUGUCAUUUCAGAUAGAAGUGCAUGCCUAAUAUAUAGAUCCCAUACUGUAUUCUUUGAUCAUGAAAAAUAAAAGCUUCUUUGAGUUU